AUGUCUAAGCGAAAACCCUCCGAAGCACCAGCAGCAGCAGCAACAGCAGCACCCAAAACCACCCACCUCACGUCGCGCAAUCCCCCAUGGACCUAUCUCAAGCUCCAACUAACCCACCAACCCAACACCUCCAACACCACAAAAUCCCAACCCCUCGAUCCUCUAACGGCCCGAACGCACCUCACCUCCGCGCUCUCCCAAUUCCUCGGCCUAACGGGCACGGCUAUCCCGGUCGAUAUACUCAAGAUUACAACGCCGGGGUUGGAUACAGCUGAUGAUAGCAGUAGUGGCAGUACCAGCCAGGAGAAGAUCGUCUGGGUGCGUGUUCCGCGCGCAGACGCGACUGCUGUGGUUGAUGCGCUGAGUUCGUGGAUCGGUGGUGGCAGUGGUGGAGGGGGAGGGGAGGACGACGACGAUGCGGUUGGGGCGGUUGCGUGGAGGGUGUGUGCUAGGGGGAAUCAUCUGGGGGGAUUAACAUGUGGGGGAGGGGAGGAUUUAUUCUUGUCUUGA
Messenger RNA from Aspergillus candidus, 510 nucleotides. RefSeq lists its product as uncharacterized. Bases 1 to 510 code for a protein of 169 amino acids. Gene Ontology annotation, biological process: tRNA processing; nuclear-transcribed mRNA catabolic process, RNase MRP-dependent; intronic box C/D snoRNA processing. The record is from RefSeq and is a predicted model, not a curated record. The transcript has 2 exons. Gene Ontology annotation, molecular function: ribonuclease MRP activity. NCBI's taxonomy places the organism in Eukaryota, Fungi, Ascomycota, Eurotiomycetes, Eurotiales, Aspergillaceae. Gene Ontology annotation, cellular component: ribonuclease MRP complex; nucleolar ribonuclease P complex.